AUGCUUCGACCUGCUCGUCUUCUUCAUCCCUUCUUCUUCCUCCUCCUCCUGUUCUGGUCAUGCUGGACUCUAAACGUCGUCGUUUCAGAGCCACAGACCAAUCUUCUGUACACUGCGUGCAGCCCUUUCUACGAGUUCGUGGUCUCCAACUUCACCAUCUUCAGUGAGAACCUAAACGCAACGUUUCGAGAUCUGAGAGAUCAGGUCAAAGACCAAAGCAAGCACUUUGCCACGUCGCAGCGAGGUGAUCAGAACAACCCCGCUUCCUCUCUUUUUCAGUGCAGAGAUUAUCUCUCCAUCGCCGACUGUCUUGCCUGCUUCGAUGUCGCCGCCGUCGCAAUACGCAAUUGCUCCGCCGGGACCCAUGGUUCUCGGGUCGUCUACGAUGGCUGCUUUCUCAGGUACGAGGUGAGCACUUUCUUCAGCGAGACAACGUCAUUUAAUGCUGUGUCGUGUGGGAAUCGUAGUGCAUCAGGAGAAGCCACAGAAUUUACAUCAGCAGCACAAAAAUUGCUAACGAAUCUGAGAACGACAACACCAACCGUGUCUGGCUUUUAUGCAGCUUCCAAGACGCAAGUGCCUAAUAAUGGUCCAACUAUUUAUGCCUUCGCUCAGUGUAUAGAAACUAUCACACAAAGUGCUUGCCUCGAUUGCUUAAACGCUGGGGACAACAAUAUGCAGACUUGUCUUCCCAAUUCAGAUGGCAGGGCUUAUGCUGCUGGCUGCUUCAUCAGAUACUCCACCUCUUCCUUCUUUCCUGAUAACCAGACUAUUAAUACCAUACCGUUGGCCAAACAAGGUAGUAGCAAUAAUAAGGGGGCUAUUAUUGGCGGUGUAGUUGGAGCUGCGGCCGUUGUUUUGGUCCUACUUGGAUUAUUUGUUUGGAUCAAACGACCAAAAAAGCCACAGAGUGUUCCUAGAGAUGAUAUACCUGGAGCAAGCAAGUUGAAAGCACCAGAAGCUUACAAUUAUAGGGACUUGAAGCUGGCCACAAAAAAUUUUAGUGAUGAAAAUAAACUAGGAGAAGGAGGAUUUGGUGCUGUAUACAAGGGUACUUUGAAGAAUGGAAAAGUAGUGGCGGUCAAGAAAUUAACUGUACGCAAGUCCAAUAGAAUGGAGGAAGAAUUUGAGAGCGAAGUGAAGCUGAUAAGUAAUGUUCAUCAUCGAAAUCUUACUCGACUUCUGGGAUGUUGUAGCAAAGGCGAUGAGAGAAUUCUUGUUUAUGAAUAUAUGAAAAAUACUAGCCUUGAUAGAUUCUUAUUUGGUAAAAGGAGAGGCUUUCUCACAUGGAAGCAGAGAUAUGACAUUAUUGUAGGAACAGCAAGGGGUUUGACUUAUCUACAUGAAGAGUUUCAUGUUCGAAUAAUACAUAGAGAUAUAAAGACCAACAAUAUUCUCUUGGAUGAUGAUUUUCAACCUAGAAUUGCAGAUUUUGGAUUAGCAAGACUUUUACCUGAGAACAAAUCUCAUGUUAGCACAAGAUUAGCUGGAACAUUGGGAUAUACAGCACCUGAAUAUGCUAUUCAUGGCCAAUUAUCAGAAAAGGCCGAUGUUUUCAGCUAUGGCGUUGUAAUCUUGGAAAUCAUCAGUGGUAAGAGAAGUGAAGAAUUGAAGGUCCAUGGCCAUGAUGAAGGCGAAUUCCUGCUUCAAAAAGCUUGGAAACUAUAUGAGAAAAACAUGCACUUAGAGUUGGUAGACAAAACUUUAGACCCUAAUGACUAUGAUGAAGAAGAAGUGAAGAAAGUGAUCGAGAUUGGUUUGCUUUGCACUCAAGCAUAUGCUGACAUAAGGCCAACGAUGUCUGAAGUAGUUGUUUUGCUCCAAAACAAGGACUUGUCAGAAAACAGAAAACCCACCAUGCCUCUCUUGAUUGAAGCUCAUUAAUUAGAGGUCCAUCAUCUUUGAAUCGUACAGCUUAGUGUGACUUGGAUUCCUAAUCAGAGAAGAAA
Molecule: messenger RNA, 1949 nt
Organism: Neltuma alba
Lineage: Eukaryota; Viridiplantae; Streptophyta; Magnoliopsida; Fabales; Fabaceae
Product: cysteine-rich receptor-like protein kinase 2
Exons: 8
Coding region: 1-1884 (627 amino acids)
Biological process (GO): protein phosphorylation
Molecular function (GO): protein kinase activity; ATP binding
Source: RefSeq, a predicted model, not a curated record